This is a messenger RNA of Penicillium argentinense, 1779 nucleotides long. RefSeq lists its product as uncharacterized. The record is from RefSeq and is a predicted model, not a curated record. The coding region runs from base 1 to 1779 and encodes 592 amino acids. The transcript has a single exon. Gene Ontology annotation, biological process: carbohydrate metabolic process. Lineage: Eukaryota; Fungi; Ascomycota; Eurotiomycetes; Eurotiales; Aspergillaceae.
AUGCUGCCGAUCCAGAGUCCCUGGAAACUUGCUCCUCGGCCGAUUCCAGAGCUCCCUGAGAUACCUGGGCGGUUCGAUGGAGUAGUCAGAUGCCAGGGACCAGUCACCAAAGACAAUUGGAAGGCACUCUUGCAAGAGGGUUGCUCCACCGUGAUUCCCUCUAAAGUGACCGCCACUGUUGAUAUUGAGGUCCACGCUUUAUGUACAGCAUUUGUUGCACUCAAUUGCAGCAGAGGGAAGGGAUCUACCAUCACGUUACUCUACGCUGAAUGUUACGAGAAAGACCUUGGGGUAGAUAUCGCUUCCUUCCCCAUGCCUCGCUCAAAGUCAAACAGAGCAGACUCCAACGGUCGCUUGUAUGGCAUGAAGGAUAUUUACGUCGUGGCUGAAGGCCAGUCCCAACACACAUUCGAGCCAUUCUGGUUUCGGGCAUUCCGUUAUGUGCAGAUGCAGAUAACAACCGCCGAAGAGCCCCUGGUCCUUGAAAGUCUUACCCUCCGGGACACUUUUUAUCCUCUUGAUAUCCCCACAAGCAUCAGUGCUGGUGUCGAGCUGGAUAACAUCUGGAAAAUCAGUCUUCGGACCUUGCAAUAUUGUCGGCACGAGACCUUCGAGGACUGUCCGUUCUAUGAGCAAAACCAAUUUGCUUCAGACUCCCGACUACAAAUGCUUUUCACUUACCAAAUUUCUUCGGAUGAUCAACUCGCUCGAAAAACUCUUCAGGAAUUCCAUGCAAGCCAAGGGCCAGAUGGGCUGAUCAAGGCGCAGUUUCCCGCCGGAUUCCGCAGCAAGCAGAUACCUCAGUUCUCAUUGUAUUGGAUUUCAAUGGUUUACGAUCAUAUGCUUUACUUUGCCGAUAUUCUAGUAGUCCGCCGGUAUCUGGCUACGAUAGAUGCAAUUCUAAAUCAUUUUGACGGAAGAAUUAACGACCUUGGACUCGUUGGCCGCUUCGAUGAGGAUACUUGGCCCUUUAUUGACUGGGUUCCUGAAUGGUCCGUACCGGGAAAGAUUUUCGAGUCCUGCAUGCCGCGGGCAUAUCAAAGCACUGGAGCGGCUACAUUCAACAGCCUGCUCUAUGUCAUCGCACUCAUGCAAGCGGCUGAAGUCUGCAAGUUCGCCGGCAGAAGAGAUACUACUGCCGAAUAUAACUCUCGAGCCGAUGAUCUUCGCAAAGCAGUGAAUUUGCACUGCUACGAGGAAGGACUAUAUCUUGACGGUCCAUCCGUGCAAGAGUAUAGCCAGCAUGGGCAAAUCUUUGCAAUUCUUUCUGAAACUGUGAAAGGAGAUGCCGCACGGGAUCUGAUGCUGCGCACACUGGAAGAUAAAAAGCUCGUGCAAUGCUCAUACUCCAUGCAGUUCUAUCUGUUCCGUGCAGUCGAAAAAGUCGGCCUUUACUCGCAGCUAUUCAAUUCUCUCAUGAGCCCAUGGCGGCAGAUGAUCGCUGACAACCUGACAACCUGGGCCGAGCACGCAAACAAUCCACGCAGUGACUGCCAUGGCUGGAGUGCAAGCCCUGUUCACGAGAUAGUCACGCAAAUCUUUGGCAUUUCACCGGCGCAACCCGGCUUCAAACGAGUUCGCAUUGCACCCCAAAUGGAGUUAUUGGAGACUGCUCAAGGAGCAUUCAUUACCCCAGCUGGAAAGGUCAGUGUGGCGUGGACUAAGGAUGACUUGGAGGUGGAGACAAGUGCCGAUAUGGAGGCUGAGGUUGUUCUCAGCGGGUCAGUGUCGGUCCAUCGCUUCGAGAGUGGCAAAUCCGUUUUCUUUACUAGAGGGUAG